Molecule: messenger RNA, 2372 nt
Organism: Sorghum bicolor (sorghum)
Lineage: Eukaryota; Viridiplantae; Streptophyta; Magnoliopsida; Poales; Poaceae
Exons: 14
Coding region: 125-2005 (626 amino acids)
Source: RefSeq, a predicted model, not a curated record
AGUCCAGGGAUGUCCAGCCCAGGCGGAGCGCAAUGGGCUGACGUGGACCUUCUAGGCCCAGCUAGUCGGCUGUCGUCGUCCCCGGCGGCCCUGACAAGGAAGCUCGGCGCCCUCCCUGGCGGCCAUGAUCCUCCCCUCCCCUCCCCUCCCCUCCCCUCCCUCUGGCUCUGGCCUCUGCCCAUCUCCCACACCGGCGACGCUCUCCCUCUCCCUCUCCCUCUCCCUCAGCAUUCUGCUAUACCAGCGGCAUCUCGGUUCCCUUGACAAGAAGAAUCAAAGUACUUAUCUCACAAGAAGCUCAUCAAAGAACAAAAGAAUGGAUGAUCUUACAGGAAGCUCAAAGAAGAAUAAAAGGACUUCUCUCUCAAGAAGGCCAGCAAAGAACAAAAGAAUUUGCAAAGAAGGAGAGACAACUGAGUUACUGAUUUCAGAUCAAGAUGUCUUGAGUGAGCUGAGUCCGGAAGUUGCAUCAAAUUUGUCUAGAAGCGUUGUCUCACUUUCUCUGUCCCAUGAAAACAAGGUGUUGUUUGCAUGCUCGGGCAUACCUGUACAGCUUGGGGGGCCUGUUUCAGGGUUUCUGACUUCAGCAAGUUUGGUUAAAGCUUUCAAUGAUAAAAGAACAGACCAUGGUAACUUGAAGAUUGAAGUGCGCCAUGAACACAACCUUGUCACAGGGUUUUUGGGACAAUAUGAUUUAGAUCGUGACAUUGCUGUUGUCAACGUCAAGAACUUCCCUGGUCUUUCUCCCAUAGUUUUCCGGAGUCGUACAUCAUUUCCACCCCAUACUAAUGCAGUAGCUCUAGGCUGUGGCAGCGAUGGCAAGUUAAUCACCAAAAGUGGGAUACUGAAUUUUGAUCCAAGCGGAGAUUUCCUAUCACGUAUGCUAUCCACUUGUAAAAUCACUGAGGUUUGUGAAGGUGGUCCACUUUUUGAUUUUGAUGGGGGCUUUCUUGGCAUGAACCUUUCCUCCUGUGCAGAAGGAACCUUUUGCCUGCCAUCAAUUACAGUUCUUGAUCAGUGGUGGCAUUGUAUGUGUCUGGGAGAUAUUAGAUUUCCUCUACUCUUAAAUUCUUCUAAGGAAGUGAGGGUUCGAGGAAGUUCCAGUGAUGAGGUGUCUAAUUAUCAUAAAGUAUAUAGGGAUGCGCUUAACAAAGAUGAACUUGAGGGUCUGGAAUCCCUGGGCUAUCCUGAGCCUCCAAAAUCAAUGUUACCUGAUGGCAUUGUUUUGGCCUAUACUUUUGAAGAACCAUUUGGCGACAUAUAUGAUAAAGGUGUCUGGAGUGAACUUAGGGGAAUGGCUGCCACUAACAUACAAGAAAAUAUCGUUGCACUUGCUUCAUUCAAUGGGAAAAAAAGGUUUUUUGCUUGCACAGGUUGUUUUAUUGAAUGGAAUGGCUGUACCACUAUUCUGACUGCAGCGAGCUUGAUUAGAGAUACUUUUUUUGAAUACGAUAUUGUUAAAAACUUGAGGAUUGAAGUGGUGCUUCCAAGCAAGGACCGUGUAGAUGGGAUAUUGCAACAUUAUAAUUUACAUUACAAUAUUGCUUUAGUCAAUGUCAAUGGUUACUGUCCUAGCCAACCAGUAAAAAUUCAACAUCGGGGCCGAGAAAUAUGUGAUGUAGUAGCUGUAGGCCGUAUCUUCGAAUCUGGUGAAUUAAUGGCUUCAAGAGGGAGAGAGGUGUGCUUGGUGGGCACCCAUGAUUGUGGAUAUCUUGAACACUCUAACUGUAUAAUCACUAAGGCUGGUAUUGGAGGACCCCUUCUUGAUUUUGAUGGGAAAUUUGUUGGCAUGAACUUCUACGGCAACAGAGGAAAUCCGUUCCUAUCAUGGCCUGAGAUUCUUCAUGUCCUGGGAUAUUUUGAGAAAAAAAGACUGUUACUGAAGCUGGCUAUGAUGGUUAUGCAUCUCGUAAGCUUGAUGACUGGACUAUUGCUGGAGAUAUCAGUGACAAGUUUAAUAGUUGGGACGUGCCCAAGCCAUAUUGGUGUCGCCCUGAUAAACUGAGAAGACAUGUAUACAAAGUACGAACCAAUUGUUGGGCCAAUCGCUCCACAGAACCAUAGCUCCGGUGAGCUACUGAGCCACAGCUUCAGCAGUAGCUGCAACGAGCAUGCCGGGUGAACGGAGUGACGACAUUGAAUGGCUUUCUUAAUAGCUUAUCUGAUGACCUGUCUGGGUUGUGCCCGGUUUCUUAAGUUAUGAUAGGGUACUGUGCUUUGUCUCGUAAACCAUUACUUACUUUUUAGUAUAGGAGUGGUGUUAGUUGUGUAACUAUACUUGCUCUAUUCAUAAUCAAACAUUUAGGUCUGUCAUGCAUAAUUUAAUGAUGAGGCCAUUUGUCUAGAAUCAUUUGUGGAGUACCAUUCAAAUA